UUUGUUAAUAAUCUUUGGAUUAUUUUCGUUCUCAAAUUCAACUCAAAUUUCCGAUCUAAAUUUGACGAAUUUACUUCAAUCAGUAAACUCUGAGUUGACCGAUAUGAGAGCGGAACAGGGGAAUUUGAUGGAUAGAAUUGUUAAGGAAACGGAUAUUAAAUGCCCAAAAGCGGAGCUAGAACAACUGAAGAUAGAUGGAGCUAAUAUGGAAUCGAAUUUACAAUAUCUUAAAGUGGAUCUGGAACAACAGAAAAAAGGUGUAGCUGAUCAGGAGGUGAAUAUUCAACAACUCAAAGCGGAGCUGGAACUACAGAAGAAAGAUGGAGCUGAUAAAGAAGCUGACAUAAUACUUCUUCGAGAAGACAUUCAGUCAGUUAAAUCUGAGCUGGAACUACAGAAGAAAGAUGGAGCUGAUAAAGAAGCUGACAUAAUACUUCUUCGAGAAUACAUUCAGUCUGUUAAAUCGGAGCUGGAACUACAGAAGAAAGAUGGAGGCGAUAAAGAGUCAGAUAUUCAACACAUUAGAGCCGAACAGGAACAUCAGAAGAAAGAUGAAGCUGAUAUGGAAGCGAAUAUUAAACUUCUUCGAGCAGACAUCGAAUCUGUUAAAGCGGAGCUGGAACUAAAGAAGAAAGAUGGAGUGGAUAAGGAGUCGGAAAUUCAACAACUUAAAGCGGAGCUGGAAAAACAGAAGAAAUACGAAGUGGAAAAUCAAUCUCUUCAAGUAGAUGUGGAACGUCAGAGAAAAUUGAUAGAUGGACUUGUUAACCCAUACAAUUGUACCAUGGCCAAAGUUAAUGGAAUCAACGAGAUACUUAUUUCCAACUUUAGUAGUCAACCCUUUAAAGUUGUCUGCGAUGCGUUUACUCGUGGAGGAGGAUGGAGUGUUAUCCUUAAAAGGAUGGAUGGAAGCGUAAACUUCUAUCGUAACUGGACUGAGUACAAAAAUGGGUUUGGAGAUUUGGAUGGCGAAUUCUUUUUAGGUUUGGAUAAAAUACACGCAUUAACUGCGGAGAGAAAACAGGAAUUGCUUGUAGUGCUUGAGGAUUUCGAAGGAGAAGAAAGAUUCGAGACAUAUGAUUCCUUUGCUAUUGGCAACGAGGAUCAACAAUACGAGCUACACACUCUGGGCAAAGCCAAUGGAACUGCAGGAGAUUCCCUCUCUUAUCAUCGUGGUAAAAAGUUUUCAACAUAUGAUCGGGAUAAUGAUAAACACCCGAAGAACUGCGCUAUGGAUCACAAUAGUGCCUGGUGGUACGGUGCGUAUCACGACAGUCAAUUGACGGGGAACUAUGGUGUCAAUAACUUUGGCAAGGGCGUGAAUUGGGUCAGUUUUCGGGGGAGAAGUUACUCCCUAAAACGAGCCGUAAUGAUGAUAAGGCCAAGCAACUAAUUCCAAGCUGUUCUUCAGCCCAAUUUUAAGUGUUGUAAGCAAGGUUGCAAGCCACCAAAAUGUUGGUAUAGGUUCGGUUCGAUGGUUCGAGCCCUAGAGCAAGACUUAGGUUCGGUUCGCAAACCGGCUUAUAUACCUCCUAAACCCAAGAUUUGGGUUUGAACCUUGGUUUUAUUAUGAGCAUAUUAAAUUUUUUUUUAUUAUUAUUUUUUUUGAUUUUUAUAUCGAAGUACAUUUAAAAAUAAAAUAAAAUAUAGUCCAAAUUAGUCUUAAGAUAACCUAUUAUUUUAUGAUUUUUUUUGUUUUUCCGCGAUUGAAUUCACUUCACUUCUCGAUAAGCACUAAAUUCCAAGAAAAGUUUUGAUUGAAGAUCAUUUAGUUCUGCAAAUGAACUACGAUGAACAAACUCCACUGAGUUGGCGAUGUUUGAAUGGAAAUCCAUUCAAUCAACUGGAAAUAUCGUCGCUUUCACAAAAAUCGAGUUGUCGAUAUUUCGACGUAUGUUUACAUCACUAAUAAAGAGAAUGUAAUUAUCUUUUUUUUUCGAACCGAGCAUUUUAUUUAAGAAAUGCGUUCGGUUCAGGUUCGGGUUCACGGAGUAUACAACAUCAAAUGUUCGGUUCAUGAUUCAGAUUGGAUUAAAAACGGAACCGAACCGGUUCAGCGAGGUUCAGAGCCGGUUUGCAGCCUUGGUUGUAAGAUAUCUCAAUCAUUAAAAUAAUUUACACUUUCUCGAGAAUUUUAAUAUGUAAUUGUCACUCUCGCUUUGCGCACCAAUUAAAAUAAGACUUAAAUUUAUGACAAAAAA
Molecule: messenger RNA, 2201 nt
Organism: Drosophila innubila
Lineage: Eukaryota; Metazoa; Arthropoda; Insecta; Diptera; Drosophilidae
Product: angiopoietin-related protein 7-like
Exons: 3
Coding region: 104-1393 (429 amino acids)
Source: RefSeq, a predicted model, not a curated record